UUGAACGUAAUCACGGUCGGCUAUCAGUCGUAGGUGAACCGUUGAUAACGCAACUACCCUUUGAUGAAACAAGAAGCAAACAAAAAUGGAAGUCAACCUUGGGGCGGUGAUAGUUAUACUUUCCACUGUCAUACUGAUCUACAAGUGGAUUACCCGUAACAAUGACUACUUCCAUGAAAAACCGAUACCCUCUAUGGCAGUUAAACCUCUGUUUGGAAGUACGGGUCCUCUGAUUUUGAAACAGUUCUCUCUGCAUGGAUUCAUCAAUCACAUUUACCAAAAGUAUCCCAAUGCCAAAGUCCUUGGGAUAUUCGACGCCCUGACGCCGAUCUUCGUCGUACGGGAUCCGGAGCUGAUCAAGAAGAUUGCCGUCAAGGACUUUGACCAUUUCAUCGACCACCGGCCAAUGUUCGGCAACAGUGAAAACGACAAUCCGUACUCCAUUUUUGGCAAAACUUUGUUUGCCUUGGAAGGACAAAAGUGGCGGGAUAUGAGAGCUACUUUGAGCCCAGCCUUUACCGGCAGCAAAAUGCGGAAGAUGUUUGAACUGGUCAUCGAGUGUAGCGAUAGUGUAGCGCAAUAUUACGUAAAGCAGUCGAAGAAAGUAGUUGAAGUGGAACUGACUGAUAUGUGCACCCGUUUUGGUUCCGAUGUGAUUGCAACUUGUGCUUUCGGUAUCAAAAUGGAUUCUUUGAGAGAACGUGACAAUGAAUUUUAUGAUAAUGGUAAGAAGAUGAUGCGAUUCGAGCGGUUGAGUGUAGCAUUACGGAUGUUUGCGUUCAAGUUUUUCCCAACGCUGAUGGGACAAAUGGGGAUCGAUAUUAUCGAUCGAGAGCAAGCGAAAUACUUUAGCGCUUUAAUUAUGGAUGCCGUUAGACAGCGUCAAACCAAGGGUAUAACUCGUCCAGAUAUGAUUCAGCUUCUCAUUCAAGCUCGAAAAGGUACGUUGAAGCAUCAAGAAGAGAAGGAAGUCGAAGAAGGAUUCGCAUCAGUCAAAGAAUCUAGCAUUGGGAAGACAAACGUUUCCUUCAACAUGACUGACAACGAAAUGAUUGCUCAAGCUUUCGUAUUCUUCCUGGCUGGAUUUGAAACGGUAUCCACUACCUUAACUUUCCUAAUUUAUGAUCUUGUCGUGAACAAAGAUGUCCAACAACGCUUGUACGAAGAAAUAGUCGCCACGAACGAUUCUCUUCAAGGCAAACUUUUGAACUACGACACCCUUCAGAAGAUGAAGUAUUUGGAUAUGGUACUAUCGGAAAGUAUGCGAAUUCGUCCGGCAGCAGCCACAUUGGAUCGACUGUGCGUUCGCGAUUACGAGGUGGACGAUGGACAAGGUCUGAAGUUCACAAUCAAUAAGGGAACGGCGGUUUGGAUCCCAACCCAGGGAAUCCACAUGGAUCCCAUGUACUAUCCGAAUCCGGAGAGAUUCGACCCGGAACGAUUCAACGACGAGAACAAGGCAACCAUCGACCCGAUGACCUAUUUGCCGUUCGGAGUUGGACCGAGAAACUGUAUCGGAUCGCGGUUCGCAUUGAUGGAAAUCAAAGCCAUUGUGUAUUACCUGCUGUUGCAUUUCUCCUUCGAAGCCAAUAGGAAAACUCCUAUUCCACUGGAGCUGCGCAAAGGUUUCACUAUCGUGGCCGCUGAAGGUGAAGUUUGGAUUGAUAUGAAGGCUAGAUAGUAUUUCAAGGGAACGGAAAAGAUUCUAUGUUAAGUUCAGUUGUCGUUAAUAUUAGUUUGAGAAGCUGCAUAAAAUCUAUUAAUUAACAAGAAUGCAAUAAAAUACUCGAAACGAUUUCAAA
Messenger RNA from Aedes aegypti (yellow fever mosquito), 1802 nucleotides. RefSeq names its product probable cytochrome P450 9f2. NCBI's taxonomy places the organism in Eukaryota, Metazoa, Arthropoda, Insecta, Diptera, Culicidae. The record is from RefSeq and is a predicted model, not a curated record. The transcript has 2 exons. The coding region runs from base 86 to 1681 and encodes 531 amino acids. Gene Ontology annotation, molecular function: heme binding; monooxygenase activity; iron ion binding.